UGCGCAAUUACGGUAGUUGAUGAAGACUUGUACUUGGGUGGUAUGGAGUUUUGUUGAUUGCCCGCUAAGUGUCGUAAGUUCGGUGCAUGUGAGACUAUAUUCUUAAUGCAGUGUCACCGUGCCAUAUUAUUUAACCUGUGUUGUGCGUAAGAUUUGUAGAAAUUGUCUAAAAAACAGUUCAUGAACUGUACGAAUAAGUCUAAUAAUUCACUGUAUUUUUUUGCUCAGUGCAAUGUGGUCAAUGGAGGACUUGUAGUGGUAAAUAAAGCGAAGUGACAGACGAAUUGCUAUCUCCUGUCGACUGUUAAUGCAUCCGUUGCGCGUGAAUCGACCGCGUAAAAACUGCGCCGCCUAGCCGCCUUUCGAAACGGCGGCGGGGCGCAAUAAGUGUUCAGCGGUGACGCGAACCCUGGAGCCUUACAAAGGUCUACUGGUGCGGAGGGCGAGGCGGCAGAAUGGACGACGCCGGCAGCAACAAGCAGCGGCAGGCCACCAGGGUCUUCAAGAAGAGCUCACCAAAUGGCAAGAUUACAGUAUAUUUAGGGAAGAGAGAUUUUGUAGACCACAUCACACAUGUAGACCCGAUUGACGGAGUAGUACUAAUCGACCCAGAAUACGUCAAAGAGAGAAAGGUUUUCGGCCAUGUUCUGGCCGCGUUCAGAUACGGGCGGGAAGACCUCGAUGUUCUCGGCCUUACCUUCCGAAAAGAUUUAUAUCUUGCUGCUGAACAAAUAUAUCCAGCAACGAGUACACCAAAGCGGCCUCUAACGCGUCUACAAGAGCGUCUAGUUCGGAAACUGGGACCGGCAGCGCAUCCGUUCUACUUUGAACUACCACCACACUGUCCCGCGUCUGUGACGUUGCAGCCUGCGCCGGGGGAUACAGGGAAACCAUGCGGAGUUGAUUACGAGCUCAAGGCCUUUGUUGCAGAUUCGCAAGAUGAUAAACCACAUAAAAGAAACUCGGUGCGGUUAGCAAUCCGGAAGAUAAUGUAUGCACCAAGCAAGCAAGGAGAACAACCUUCCGUGGAGGUGUCUAAGGAGUUCAUGAUGAGCCCUAACAAACUUUAUUUGGAAGCGUCGUUAGAUAAGGAGCUCUAUCAUCACGGUGAGAACAUAGCCGUGAACGUGCACAUAGCGAACAACUCCAACCGAUCGGUGAAACGUAUCAAAGUGUCAGUUCGACAGUUCGCCGACAUAUGUCUCUUUUCCACGGCACAGUAUAAGUGUACAGUCGCAGAGGCGGAGAGCGAAGAAGGUUGCCCGGUCGGUCCAGGGUUCACAUUAAGCAAGGUGUUCACGUUGACACCUCUACUCGCCAAUAAUAAGGACAAAUGGGGAUUGGCGCUCGAUGGUCAACUUAAACACGAAGACACCAACCUUGCGUCUAGCACACUAAUCGCAGAUCCAUCGCAACGUGAGAAUUUAGGUAUCAUAGUGCAAUAUAAGGUCAAAGUGAAGCUCUGCCUUGGACCACUUGGCGGGGACUUAAGCGCCGAGCUACCAUUCAUCUUGAUGCAUCCAAAGCCGGAAGAGGAGCCGGCACGGCCUGUGGCCGAACCCUCCCCGCGGCCUGUCGAUCACGACCUCAUUCAGCUCGACCCGCCGCCAGAUGAGAACGGCCAAGAGCAAGACGAUGACAUAAUCUUCGAGGACUUUGCGCGGCUGCGGCUGAAAGGUGCCGACGGCGGCGACGCUUGAAUACGCGCCUUUUAAUUCACAUGCAUUUCGUCAAGCCGCGUUUACACCUGCCCAGUAACUGGCUUCAUAAAAGGACACAAGACUUACCAGCUCAUAAGCAUCUUGCUGUUUCGAGCAUUAUGCUUGUCUAUUUUCUGUUCCUUGUAAAUCAGUAAUGUUCUGAAUUAGUAAUUUUUAACUCAUUUAUUCAUUAUUUAUCCAUUAACUCAUUUUUAUUUGCUAUACCGACUUUAGAAUCGUCGUUACAAGUGUUAAUUUAAAUAUGUUUGUAUUGCUAUUUUCACAUUACCUAUAAUUCUAAUACGCUGCCGUUACUGGCAUAGUGUAAACCAGGCACAACAACUCGGUGAUCGCCGUGUGCGAUCUGUCCAUGAACUAUCCUGUACAGUGUAUUAUGUGUUGAAGAGGAUUCACUAUUGUGUUAUAAUUGGUACACACUUUGGGGAUAUUGUGGUAGGAAAUAAUUGUAAUUACAGUGUAAUAUAAAUGCUUGCACUAUUUAUAACUACAGUUUAUAUAAGAACUUGCACCGUUUCAGAAAGAACCAAUAUAACAAGUGGUACUAGCCUGUACGUAAAAACUGAGAAAAAAGUCAAUAUUAAUACUAGAUGGCGCUGAAAUCAGUGGAUAAAAUACAAGUUAUCUCAAUAGAAGCCAUCGCGAAUGAGUUUAGGAGUUUUAUAGUGACCAAUGAAUGUCCUCUUGUUUCAAUGGUGCAUGAUUUUUGGGGACUUUAAUUUUUUUACAAUAUACACUUGUACUUGUUAAAUUCGUAAAUGUUAUUCGAAAUAUUCCCUAUAAUUGUGCACAAAUUGUAACACAUUACUGUAAUGGAGAGUUUUAUAUAUUAUAUUCGAUGUAUAUUGUAUGUGAAAAUUUAUUUUAAUAGUUGUCUAUUGAUCAAAUAUUCGAGUACAAGUUUAAUUUUAGCGUAUUGUUAUUUUUCAUUGGAAUCAUUGGCUAUUUGUUUCAGUAUUAUUCGACAAGAUUAUCGAAGCAUACGACCUCGUCCCCUUUAAAAAUGUCACGGGGGUGAAAGUACCACUUUUUGCAGUAUUGUCGAGUAGUAAAAUAUAGUACAAUAUUCGUUAUCUAUCACGCAUUUAAUAGAUUAAAAAGUUUUGUACUUUAGGAAAAUACUUUCUGGCGGUAGUGACGUAUACUUGUUCAUGUUGGGAGUAUAACAAUAGUACCCUAGCCGUGGUGACUUUUUAAAUUUUACAUGCAACGCGGACCAUUUGUGCGAAGGGAAAAAAGCGCCAUGCCAAUAUUUACAAUUUCUGAACGAAAUUUUUUAAGUCACCACGGCCACGUAGUUUCGGUGUUAUUAUUAUGGCGCAUUCACAUUACGCAAGUAACUUGCAUACAGUUGUACUUUCACAUCUUUAUGCUAGUAGUUGUGUAGUUGUAUACGCCUUUAGUCGCGAGGGUAGGCCCGUGACAUAUGGGUCAAAAGCCCCCCGUCUGUGGCCUUCGAGACAGAAUUUAACGUCGUUUUUGGUCCGAUAUCAUUCAGAGCAACCUAAGAUUAAUUGUCAGUAUAGUCUAAGCAUAUAAUUAUCAAGCAAUAUUAAUACUUAAUAUUCCUAAAAAAUUGCUGAAUGGUGUUAGACCUAAAGCAAAUUCUUUAGGAAAAUUAAUAGUGACGAAUUAUAAAACUUUGAAUAUUAUUAUGUUAACAGUGCUGAGUUUCUUCGUACAACUUGAACUGCUUCUUCUAUUUGGAGUUUAUUGUAAUAAGUAUGCAAGAUACAACGUUACCAGUUCAUUAAUGUGAAUUUCUAUUGUAUUUUAUGGAGCACAAAUUUUUUACUUGUUUGAAAUGUGUUUUUGUAAUUAAAUUAUAAAUAUAGAUUUUUCUUACUUCCAUAAUGCGCAAUGAAAACCUAAUCGAACAACGUUCUUUGCUUAGACUUUUUCGGUUUGUCGUUUUGUUGCUAAUUUGAUUUUUUUAAAGAACAUUUCUAAUUUAAGAUUUUAAUAUUGUAAAUGGUCUCCAUUGUUUAUUGACAGUUUUGUUUUUAUAUAUAGAUUGAUUCUCUCUAAAUAGACUGUGUACUGUUGUUGUACUGGUAAAACGAUGACCAGUUAACAUUUACAUGCCUUGCACUGGUAUUGAGGCCAAAAUCGGGUUCUUUUUGUAUUUGUCAUUGAAUUGAUUUUAAAAGACCUAUACUACAAUGUUGAGUCACGCAAGUCACACGCAUCCGCUGUUCAUCUGAUCUAGUGCAUGCCCUUAAAAGAACAAGGGCCAGUACACAUCACGUCUUACAAUAUCCAUUCUGUAACGUUGUACAUUUGUUUCGCUGUACAGUAAGUAGUGUAAAUUAUGUCGCAUGUUUAUUGUAUACUACGCUUUAUGAUGCACAAAAUCUUCUUUAUUGAACCUCGCCUGUAAAGUAAAAAUCAAAUAUUAAAGUUUUUUAUAACCUUUAAAAUAUUAAAAAAAAAACUUAUAUGUCGGGGUUCCAAAGUUAAUUUUACAACCAAGAUGCAAAGGGAGAGUGAUGUUUUAUAAAAUAAUUGUAUCAAUGCAUUAUUUCAUAGUUUAAUAUUUCUGUUGCUGUAGAAUCCUAUUAUUUAUGUAUUAUUAAGCGUUCAAUGGGAAUAAACAAUUUUUACUAAGUACUUUCACACAAGUUUUUUAAGCAGCGAGAAGUGUUAUUAUAUCACUUGCACUACUAAAAAGCUUGAUGAAAUAAACUUAAGGAUUUAUUAGGAAUAUUUAGUAUUUAUGACAAUCGUACCAUUAUUCAAGCCUUAAUCGUGUUUUAUACCAUGUUUGAAGUUACCGGAGUUACCAGUUUUAUAAAAGCUUAAAAAACUUGGUGAUGAUCGUACGAUUUUAGGAACAACAUCAUUCGUAUUAAAUUUAUGAAUUAUUCACAGCCAUUUGGUAUUUUAUGGCCUACGAGUUUAGAGUACAAUUUUACAAGUCAUUUGUCUAAAGAGUUCAGAGGCUAUAUUUGAAUUUUCCUCAUGCAGAAUACUCAAAGAAAUCCCCCACUACAGUACUCUCUAUAUUGGCAACACUCAAAGAACAGUGUUGCUAACAGUCAGAAUUGAAUACCUCUUGGCUGUAAAAUGUUAAUGUGCUAGAAAUAGGUAAAUAAAUACCUUACAAAGAAUGGUACAUAAUAUGCGUUGUUGCGGCAAUUUUUGUAAAGUUCAAGUUGACCAUUAGUGACAGAUCGCGAACUUGAAUUGUGAUCGGGGAGAGCAUGAAAAUUCAUUUAAAAUUUUCGAAACUUACCCGUUAUUACAUCUCUUUGUUACCUUGUUAUUCAGUGAAUAUGCAUGCUCAUGAAGAACCUUGUCUAUAUGAAUGUACGAAAUGUAAUGAAAGCACACAUUCUUUUUUAAUUUUACAUCGAACAUUUUUUGAUGUAUACU
Molecule: messenger RNA, 5093 nt
Organism: Hyposmocoma kahamanoa
Lineage: Eukaryota; Metazoa; Arthropoda; Insecta; Lepidoptera; Cosmopterigidae
Gene: krz
Product: beta-arrestin-1
Exons: 13
Coding region: 456-1700 (414 amino acids)
Biological process (GO): G protein-coupled receptor internalization; signal transduction
Cellular component (GO): cytoplasm
Molecular function (GO): G protein-coupled receptor binding
Source: RefSeq, a predicted model, not a curated record